AUGGCCACUACUUCUCUACCAGAUGAUAACAUAUACACACAUGUUGAUGAUCAGUACCUUGAAAUUUUUUGUCUUAUUUGGCUCGAUGCUAAUGUGAAUAGUAAAGAUAUUCGAAAUACAGAAAAAAAACUACGUACUGUUAUAAAUCGUUUUAAGAAGUUUCAAGAUGUAGAACAAUGUAAAAACUUUAUUCAACAACAAUCUCAAAACGAUCGACUAGUAAUCAUUGUUAGUGGUCGACUGGGACGAGAAAUAGUUCCUUCUAUCCAAGGACUUCGACAAGUUACAUCGAUCUAUGUUUACUGCAAGGAUAAGAAAGGUAACAAAGAAUGGGCUGAUAAAUUUCCAAAAGUGAAAGAUGUUCUUGUUGAACUUAAUGAACUCAUUGCUCGAAUUACAGCUGAUCAUAAAAUUCAGAAAAAGGUGGAAGAACCAUUAUCAAUUAAUAUUUUUACUACAAAUUUUGGCAAAGGUAAAUCAACAAGUGGUAUAAAUGGUAAAUUUGUUUUUUCGCAAGUACUUAUUGAUUGUCUUCUACGACUAAAGUCUACUGAAACAGAUAAAAAUGAACUUAUUGAUCGUUGUAAACAGCAAUAUGCAGGUAAUAAAGUUGAAUUGAACAAUAUUGAUGAAUUUGAAAAGAGUUAUUCACCUGACAAAGCCUUAUGGUGGUACUCACGACAAUCUUUUUUUUAUAAUACUCUGAAUGCAGUUCUACGUAACCAAAAAACUCAUUUGAUGUUUUUAUUUCGUUCAUAUGUCUCUGAUAUCUAUCAUCAAUUGAAAGAUCAUCAAGUUACACAUACUCUAAAAGUUUAUCGAUGUCAAAUGAUAUCAAUUGAUGAAUUGGAAACUUUGAAACAAUUAAUUGGUCACUUUAUUUCAGUGAAUUCAUUUUUUUCCACCAGCACUGAUUAUGAAGCAGCUCUUUCAUUUAUCAAUGUUCAUGGUGUCAAAGGAAGUUUAGAACCAGUAUUAUUUGAAAUCAAUGCCGACCCUCAAAAGGUCACUACAAAACCAUUUGCUGAUAUCAGUAAAUUUAGUGAAUUUACUCAAGAAUCUGAAGUACUCUUCAUGCUUGGUUCUAUUUUUCGCUUGAACAGCGUCAGUCGUAGCGGUAACGAUCAACUAUGGAUUAUCCAAUUGACUUUGUGUAGUGAGACUGAACACGAUUUACGACACGUUCUCAAGCAUCUGCAACAGCAACUUGGUAGUGGAGAAACAAAUUUUCGAACCUUCGGGAAAAUAUUAUGGACUAUGGGAAAACUUGAUUUAGCUGAACAAUAUUAUACUCGUUUUUUGAACGAACUUCCACCAAACGAUCCUAUAAUCGGUAGUUUGUAUGAGGAGCUUGGCGAAUUAGCAUCACAAAAUCGCGACUAUGAGACGAGCAUUGAAUGGCGUCAAAAAGCUAUCGAAUUCAAAAGCCAACAGCAACCGAUUCUCACUGCUGGCAUAAAUGCAGCAAACAAUGCUAUUGGUGAGUUCAUCAAAAGAAAGUUUAUUAUAUUGAAACGAGUAUCAUAUAUGAAAAUUCAUAUUUCAUUAAGAAAAACAGAAGUGUGA
This is a messenger RNA of Rotaria sp. Silwood2, 1566 nucleotides long. Lineage: Eukaryota; Metazoa; Rotifera; Eurotatoria; Philodinida; Philodinidae. The record is from the annotation of a GenBank genome assembly.